Coffea arabica (coffee) is the source of this 1816-nucleotide messenger RNA. RefSeq lists its product as uncharacterized. Gene Ontology annotation, cellular component: small-subunit processome. NCBI's taxonomy places the organism in Eukaryota, Viridiplantae, Streptophyta, Magnoliopsida, Gentianales, Rubiaceae. The record is from RefSeq and is a predicted model, not a curated record.
ACUGAAUUUUCAAUUUUGGCUGAAAUUAUCUAAACCUAAUCUUCAGUUCACUCUUCAGUCAGUAGGUUCUUUUCGCCGCUUCCGUCUUCCUGCUUCCUCUACAAUUGCCGAAAUUGCCUGCCGUCUCUAUUUCCUUCUCCCCUUAAUUGCUUAACCCUAAUCCCUUCUCCAAACUCCAAACUCCAAUCUUGAUCCAUAGCAAUCAGCAGUGAUGUUUUUCUACUCACCGCACCGAUUCUAAGCCAAAAAAAAACUCUGGAAUCAAUCACGGACAGUGAUCUAUGGAGCAACUCAAUUCACUUGUUUCGAUUCUCAGCUGCUACCCAUCAAUUCAUCAACAUCUUUAGGGACAAAAUUUAUGAUCGAGUCUUGUACAGCAUUACCAGCACUGAAAGUGAACCUGCCGAGGUGAAAGGUUUUCCCAUUUAAGAUUUCCUAUUGCACUCCUGAAAGGCCUGAAGCUUAUACCAGAUGAGAGUAAAGAAGCAGAAACGCCAUCGAAAAGCUGUCCGAUUCUAUGCAGCUUGCUUUGGUUUCAGGGAGCCUUUUAAAGUUCUGUGUGAUGGAACUUUUGUGCACCACCUGCUUCUCAAUAAGAUCACUCCUGCUGAUACUGCGUUGGCUAAUGCUUUAGGUGCCCCAGUAAAGAUUUUCACUACCAGAUGUGUUCUUGGCGAGUUGAGAAGCCUUGGUGACUCCUAUGCUGAAUCUCUUAAUGCAGCUCGUAACCUAUUAACCGCAAGAUGUGACCAUGAGAAACGGAAGAGUGCUGUCAGUUGCAUAACUGAUAUUAUUGGAGAAAACAAUUCUGAGCAUUUCUUUGUGGCUACUCAGGAUGCUGAAUUGCGGAAGAAAUUUCAAAAGGUACCAGGUGUUCCUCUUAUUUAUGGCCUUCGGAAUGCCUUAUUUCUUGAACAGCCGUCAGCUUUUCAACACCAGUUUGUUAGAUCUGUUGAGGAAGAUCAUUCACAUAUGACUGACUUGGAAUACAAGUUGUUGAAUGUAAAGAAAAAGAAUGUAGCCUUUGAGGAAGCAAAGGAUUCUUCUGAUGCCAAUGAAGACAAGAAUGAUGGUACAUUUACGGUUCAGGCCAUCCAAACAAAUUUUAGAAAAAAGAGAGAUUUAAAGGACACAGUUCAAUUCAAGAGAAAGAGAUCUAAGGGUCCAAACCCACUGUCCUGUAAGAAGAAAAAACCACGUGAGAAUACAAAUAAUGCUGCUUCAGUAAAGGAAAAUGGGAAUGGAGAUACAACCGUGAGAAGCAGGAAUAGAAAAAGGAAGAGGUCACGUAAGAGUAAAAAUGUUUCAAAAGCCAACGUCUAGAACUUUUGCUUCUCUUCGUUAUUGUUUGCCAGGUUGAUCGGUGCUUUUAGUUACAAGUUACAUUUGCCGAGUAGGGAAACACCCAACUAGAGAGAAUACAGUCUAUAAAGGUCAAACUUGAGCUUCCUCACCAGAUAAAGUAAAAUGCAGAUUACCUUGUCAGACACUUCGUUUGCUUUUUUCUCCUUUUGGUGGUUGUGGACGGGCAUUUGGGCUUAGCAGAGGGUGGUAGGAGAUGAUGAGAAUUAUAGGAAAUUUUGGGUUAGUAAACAUUCUACUGGUUGAUGCCUUCAACUUUGGCGUGAUGUACCCUCUUUUGAUAUUGUUGUAGGUUUCACUUUGACUUCUUUUUUUCCUCUCCUAGUGUAAAUUAAUUUUGCUUCUAAAUCUCCAUAUACCAAUUGUUGUAUUUUCAUUGUUCGGAAAUUCUAUUGAUGGUGUUUGUUUAUUUACCCUACAAUGAAUGUUGAAGGGGCGCAAGUUGUUUGAACAA